GUGUGUGGGACCCAGUUGGUUGGGGGGAAUUGGAAGCAAAUGACAUCACCGCAGGUCCGAGAAAAACGGAAGAGCCAAAAGCAUCGACAGGGUCCUGGAUAUUCAGAGGUCGAGUCCAACCUGAAUCUGUCCAGACACAGACCUCAGUGCACCACGGAGACAUCAUGCAGAAGUCGCCUUUGGAGAAAGCCGGCUUUUUCUCCAAACUCUUUUUCAGCUGGACCACACCAAUUUUGAGAAAAGGUUAUAGAAAGAACUUGGAGUUAUCGGACAUAUACCAAGUCCCUUCUUCUGACUCAGCUGACCAUUUGUCUGAACAGCUAGAAAGAGAAUGGGACAGGGAACAAGCUUCAAAGAAGAACCCAAAGCUUAUCCAUGCCCUUCGACGAUGCUUCUUCUGGAGAUUCUUCUUCUAUGGGAUCCUGUUAUACCUAGGGGAAGUCACCAAGGCUGUCCAGCCUCUCUUGCUAGGAAGAAUCAUAGCUUCCUAUGAUCCAGAUAACAAGGCGGAGCGCUCCAUUGCCAUUUACCUAGGUAUAGGCUUAUGUCUUCUCUUCGUUGUCAGGACGCUGCUUCUUCAUCCAGCCAUUUUUGGCCUUCAUCGCAUUGGAAUGCAGAUGAGAAUAGCUAUGUUUAGUUUGAUGUAUAAGAAGACUUUAAAGCUGUCAAGCCGUGUUCUUGAUAAAAUAAGUAUUGGACAACUUGUUAGUCUUCUUUCCAACAACCUGAACAAAUUUGAUGAAGGACUUGCCUUGGCACAUUUUGUAUGGAUCGCUCCUUUACAAGUGACUCUCCUGAUGGGUCUUCUCUGGGAGUUGUUACAAUUCUCUGCCUUCUGUGGCCUUGGUUUACUGAUAAUCCUAGUCUUUCUUCAAGCUGUUUUAGGGAAGAUGAUGGUGAAGUACAGAGAACAAAGAGCUGGAAAGAUCAAUGAAAGACUUGUGAUCACAUCAGAAAUUAUUGAUAAUAUCCAUUCUGUUAAGGCAUAUUGUUGGGAAUCAGCGAUGGAAAAUAUAAUUGAAAACCUGAGACAGAUGGAAAUGAAACUGACCCGGAAGGCCGCCUAUAUGAGGUUCUUCACUAGCUCUGCCUUCUUCUUCUCAGGGUUCUUUGUAGUCCUUUUAUCUGUGCUUCCCUAUACAGUCAUCAACGGAAUCAUCCUCCGAAAAAUAUUCACAACCAUUUCAUUCUGCAUUGUCCUGCGUAUGGCAGUAACACGACAGUUCCCCACCGCUGUACAAACAUGGUAUGAUUCUGUUGGAAUGAUAACAAAAAUACAGGAUUUCCUGCUAAAUCAAGAAUACAAGAUACUGGAGUAUAACUUAAUGACCACAGAUGUGACCAUGGAGAAUGUAUCAGCAUUCUGGGAGGAGGGAUUUGGAGAAUUAUUGGAAAAAGUACAGCUAAACAAUACUGACAGAAAGCUUUCAAAUGGUGACAGCAACCCAGGUUUGGGUCAUAUCUGUCUUCUGGGAAAUCCUGUGCUGAAAAACAUCAGUUUUAAAGUAGAGAAAGGAGAGAUGUUGGCUAUUACUGGAUCUACUGGAGCAGGAAAGACAUCACUUCUGAUGAUGAUUUUGGGAGAACUGGAAGCUUCAGAGGGAAAAAUUAAGCACAGUGGAAGAAUUUCAUUCUGCUCUCAAUUUUCUUGGAUUAUGCCGGGUACUAUCAAAGAAAAUAUCAUCUUUGGUGUUUCCUAUGAUGAGUACAGAUAUAAGAGCAUCGUCAAAGCUUGCCAACUACAGGAGGACAUCUCCAAGUUUGCAGAAAAAGACAACACCAUUCUUGGAGAAGGUGGAGUCACACUGAGUGGAGGUCAACGUGCAAGGAUUUCCUUAGCAAGAGCAGUAUAUAAAGAUGCUGAUGUGUACCUCUUGGAUUCUCCUUUUGGAUAUUUAGAUGUUUUAACUGAAGAACAAAUAUUUGAAAACUGUGUCUGUAAAUUGAUGGCCAACAAAACUAGGAUUUUGGUCACUUCUAAAAUGGAACACUUAAAGAAAGCUGACAAAAUACUAAUUUUGCAUGAGGGCAGCAGCUAUUUCUAUGGGACAUUUUCUGAAUUACAAAGUCUACGUCCCGACUUCAGUUCAAAACUCAUGGGGUAUGAUACUUUUGACCAGUUUACUGAGGAAAGAAGAAGUUCAAUUCUAACUGAGACCUUACGCAGGUUCUCAGUAGAUGAGUCCUCUGUCACCUGGAACAAAACCAAGCAGGCAUUUAGACAGACUGGAGAGUAUGGAGAAAAAAGGAAGAGCUCUGUUCUAAAUUCAGUCACCUCUAUGAAGAAAUUUUCCAUUGUGCAAAAGACUCCAUUGGUCAUAGAAGGAGACUCUGAUGAGCUCCAAGACAGGAGACUCUCCCUCGUUCCUGAGUCUGAACCAGGAGAGGCAGUCCUGCCUCGCAGCAACAUGAUCCCCACUGGCCCCACAUUUCCAGGCAGAAGAAGACAGUCUGUUUUGGACCUCAUGACAUACACACCCACCCAAGGCUUCAGCAACAUCCAGAGGACAAGGACGUCCAUUCGAAAAAUCUCCUUAGCUCCUCAGAUAAGCUUAAAUGAUGUGGAUAUAUAUUCAAGACGGUUGUCUGAGGACAGUACAUUGAAUAUCACUGAAGAGGUUAAUGAAGAAGAUUUAAAGGAGUGUUUUUUUGACGAUUCGGUGAAGAUACCCACGGUGACAACAUGGAACACAUACCUCCGAUAUUUUACUCUCCAUAAAAGCUUGCUUAUAGUGCUGAUUUGGUGCUUGGUUGUUUUUCUGGUUGAGGUGGCUGCUUCUUUAUUUGUGUUGUGGUUGCUUAAAAACAACCCUGUUCACAAUGGAAACAAUGGUACUAAAAGUACAAAUAACACCUAUCUUGUGAUUAUCACCAAUACCAGCUUCUAUUAUAUUUUUUACAUUUACGUGGGAGUGGCUGACACUUUGCUUGCUUUGGGCUUCUUCAGAGGUUUGCCGCUGGUACACACACUAAUCACAGCAUCAAAAAUUUUACACCAGAAAAUGUUGCAUUCUAUUCUUCAUGCACCAAUGUCAACCUUCAAUAUGCUGAAAGCAGGUGGGAUUAUUAACAGAUUCUCCAAAGAUGUUGCAAUUUUGGAUGACUUUCUACCUCUUACCAUAUUUGACUUCAUCCAGUUACUGUUCAUUGUGAUUGGAGCUAUAAUUGUCGUGUCGGUUUUGCAGCCCUACAUCUUCCUGGCAACCGUGCCUGGGUUAGUGGCCUUUAUCUUACUGAGGGGAUAUUUCCUUCAUACCUCCCAACAACUCAAACAACUGGAAUCUGAAGGCAGGAGUCCAAUUUUCACCCACCUUGUUACAAGCUUAAAAGGACUGUGGACACUUCGUGCCUUUGGACGCCAACCCUAUUUUGAAACUCUGUUCCACAAAGCUCUGAAUUUGCACACUGCCAACUGGUUUCUGUAUCUGUCAACCUUACGCUGGUUCCAAAUGAGAAUAGACAUGAUUUUUGUCCUCUUCUUCAUUGUGGUCACCUUCGUUUCCAUUUUGACAACAGGUGAAGGAGAAGGAUCAGCUGGUAUUAUCCUAACUUUAGCCAUGAAUAUCAUGAGUACUUUGCAAUGGGCUGUAAACACCAGCAUUGAUGUGGAUAGCUUGAUGCGAUCUGUGAGCAGAGUCUUUAAGUUCAUUGAUAUACCAAAAGAAGAAAGUGAGUGUUCCAAGAUAAUGAAAGGACUACAUCCCGAAGAAUUAUCUCAAGUUUUAGUUAUUGAGAAUGAACAUGUGAAGAAAGCUGAUAUCUGGCCAUCUAAGGGAGAAAUGGUUGUCAAAGACCUCACUGUGAAAUAUGGGAAUGACAAGAAUGCCAUAUUAGAGAACAUUUCUUUUUCAAUACGUCCUGGCCAGAGGGUGGGCCUCUUAGGAAGAACUGGCUCAGGGAAAAGUACUUUGUUGUCAGCAUUUUUAUGCUUAUUGGACAUUAAAGGUGAUAUACAGAUCGAUGGCGUCUCGUGGAACUCAGUGACCUUACACGAAUGGAGGAAAGCUUUUGGAGUAAUAACACAGAAAGCAUUUAUCUUUUCUGGAACAUUCAGACAAAACCUGGAUCCCCAUGGAAAAUGGAGAGAUGAAGAAAUAUGGAAAGUUGCAGAUGAGGUUGGACUCAAAUCUGUGAUAGAGCAGUUUCCUGGGCAGCUCAACUUUACCCUUGUGGAUGGAGGUUAUGUGCUAAGCCAUGGACACAAGCAGCUAAUGUGCUUGGCGCGCUCUGUUCUCAGUAAGGCAAGGAUCUUACUGCUUGAUGAGCCCAGUGCCCAUCUGGAUCCCAUAACAUACCAAGUAAUUCGAAGAAUUCUAAAAACCACCUUCAGUGGUUGCACAGUAGUCCUCUGUGAACAUAGGAUAGAAGCAAUGUUGGAUUGUCAACGAUUUUUGGUCAUAGAAGAGGGCAACGUGUGGCAGUAUGACUCACUUCAGGCACUCCUGAGUGAGAAGAGUAUCUUCCAGAAAGCCAUUAGCUCCUCGGAAAAGAUGAAGCUCUUCCAGAGCCGCCACUCCACCAAGCAGAAGCCUCGGCCACAGAUCACGGCUGUCAAGGAGGAGACAGAAGAAGAAGUACAAGAGACCCGUCUCUAGUGACUGGGAUGCCGAGGGAGCAGCUCAGUGGACCCCAGUUGAUUCCUAGAAUCCCUGCAAAAUGAAAGGCCAGGGAUGCCCUGUGCUUCUAACCCAGUGCUGGGACACAGGGACAGGUGGAUCCCAGCAAGUGAUCCUAGCCCACACAGACAGUUGCAGGCCAGGCACCUGAGGGACAGUACCUGAGGAUGUCUUCUUGCCUCCACAUGCAAGUACACUCAUGGACAUACAUGCACAUUAAUGGCCAUAUACACAGUAAAAUGAAGGAGGAGAUAAAAAGGCAUGCUCUAGAAAGCAGCGCAAAUGAUUGGAAAAGGAUCAUGUGGGAUGUCUCGUGGACUCAGAGGAGGAGAACCCCACUGUCUGUGCCUUCGAAAACAGGGUGAAGCCCAUCCCUGCUUUUUAAGAGACUGUUUUAGAAGAGAAAUCAAGAGCAUUCAUAUGGGUCUGGGUCACUGGCUUGCUAGCGGUGGCCAAAUUGUUUGAAAGGCACUUCAGAUAUUUGACAAUGGGCCACUUGUGUUUUGCAAACCAAAUUUUCCUGGAAACAUUUGCCCCCUACUAGUAGCUGGCAAGGCAGCUAUAAAUGCCAGCCAGGUUAGUUGUUCAGCUUAUUAUUCAUCACAGCUGGUUAAUUUGCAUUAUUGAAGAACUGUGCACAUAGUGCUUAUAAUAGGAUGAAGUGAUGAGACCUGGAAACGGUGGCUUAUAGAGCUGGUAUCCCAUCUUUCUGCUAUCCAAGAUAUUCAGACACAUGGCUGUAUUUGUCUUCCGUACAUUCUGUGUGUACCACUCCAAGCAAAUGUUAGAAUACUAGAAAGCCAGGGUGAUACUGAAAGAUACUCCACUUGACAUCUGGUCAUCUAGUUACCUACAUGAAUAAGAAUUCCCAGAUCUUGGGAAUUAAGGUUAAGACCUUCCAGCCCUCCUCCCACACAUGUAAACAUCCUUAUAAACAAUAUGCCCCUGACCUAGGAAGGGGCCAGGAUCAUUUCCUUGAUGUGGAGCUUGACACACAUGUGUUGCCAGAAAGCAACAGACCUUUAAGACUUCUGAAGUAAAGGAGACUUGCAUCAGUACAAACUGGUGCAGCACAGUGCCAGGUCCGGGAGUUGCCAUGGAGACAGGUCAUGGGCAGUGUGGGCAGGUGCUGAUGGAAAUAUGCAGGGGUGUUCAUGUGCUCUUAGCUAGCUGUGUGUACUUCAUGCUGUCUCCACACAGUUGCAGGAGAGACACUCUGACAAAGAUUUAAUCAUGAAUUAGUUUUAUAUGCUCUGUUUUAUAAUUUGUGAUGCAAAUGAAAUUUUCUCUGGGAAUUAUUUAUUUUAGUAAUAAUGUUUUGAACUCAUAUAUAGUAAUGCUGUAUUUUAAGAAUGAUUACAUAAUGAAUUAUAUUUGUAUAAAAUAAUUUUUAUAUUUGAAAUGUUGAAUUUUUAUGGCACUAUUUUUAAAAAGGGGCGUGAGGAUGAUAAGGACCAGUCACCUCCAUGGUGUAAAGCAUUGGGACUGAUCCAAAUCUUGUACACAUCCGUGUGCCUCCCAGACAGCAUGUGUUCCAUUUUAAUGCAGCUCUGAAGAAGAUGGUACCAAAAAUCAAGAUGGUCCAGUUAUGGGCAUAUCAGCUUCUAAAACUUCAGACUAAGCCUUAGAAGAAUGUAUUAUAUUUGUUAUUGUAAUAGAAUAUCAUGUGUCAAUAAAAUUCUUUUAUUUGUUGUGAAA
Molecule: messenger RNA, 6314 nt
Organism: Mesocricetus auratus (golden hamster)
Lineage: Eukaryota; Metazoa; Chordata; Mammalia; Rodentia; Cricetidae
Gene: Cftr
Product: CF transmembrane conductance regulator
Exons: 27
Coding region: 165-4595 (1476 amino acids)
Biological process (GO): bicarbonate transport; chloride transmembrane transport
Cellular component (GO): cytosol; apical plasma membrane; plasma membrane
Molecular function (GO): ABC-type transporter activity; ATP binding; ATP hydrolysis activity
Source: RefSeq, a predicted model, not a curated record